This is a messenger RNA of Solea senegalensis (Senegalese sole), 2584 nucleotides long. RefSeq names its product probable carboxypeptidase X1. The record is from RefSeq and is a predicted model, not a curated record. Gene Ontology annotation, molecular function: metallocarboxypeptidase activity; zinc ion binding. Lineage: Eukaryota; Metazoa; Chordata; Actinopteri; Pleuronectiformes; Soleidae. Gene Ontology annotation, biological process: proteolysis. The transcript is spliced from 13 exons. The coding region runs from base 46 to 2244 and encodes 732 amino acids.
UCACAUAAACUGCAGCAGCAGCAGCAGCAGCAGACAAAGAGCAACAUGGGGAAGUCACUGGGCUUGUUGGCUGCAGUACUUGUUCUGGGAGGUUUUUCUAACGAUGCAACGACUGAGAGAGACCCGUCAGUCAACCACACACACAUGACUGUAAACUUCUCUGAGUCUGUUACUGUGCACGGUCCGAGCACAGACCGAGCCUCUCCCACCACUGCACUGUUCCUCGGCGGCGGCGGCAACAGCAAAGAGAAGAAAGAUAAAGAUGACAACAAGACAGAAGAUAAGAAAAGUGAACUGGAGUGUCCUCCCCUCGGACUGGAGUCCCUGCAGGUCGAUGACAGCCAGAUACAAGCUUCCUCCUACCAGCGCACGGGCCUGGGUCCUCACAGGGGGAGGCUGAAUAUCCAGUCUGGUAUUGCAGAUGGGGACCUGUACGACGGAGCGUGGUGUGCACAGCAUAAAAACCUGCACCAGUGGCUCGAGGUGGACGCCAUCCACAUGACCCUGUUCACUGGAGUCAUCCUGCAAGGUCGAAACUCCAUCUGGAGUUGGGACUGGGUCCACACCUAUAAAGUGCAGCUGAGUAAUGACUCUGUGAACUGGAAAAGCUGCAUGAAUGGGACAGAAGAGGCGAUAUUUGAAGGAAAUCAGAAUCCCGAGACUCCGGUGCUCGGGCGCCUUCCUGUUCCCACUGUUGCCCGUUUCAUCCGAAUCAACCCGCAGACCUGGUACCCCAACGGCACCAUCUGCCUCAGGGCUGAGAUUCUGGGCUGUCGUGUGAGCGAUCCAACUAACAUCUAUGCCUCGGAGCAAGCACGAGAAUCAAAGGAUGCUCUGGACUUCAGACACCACAACUACAAAGACAUGAGAAUGCUAAUGAAGUCUGUGACUGAGGAAUGUCCAGACAUCACACGCAUCUACACCAUCGGAAAGAGCUACAUGGGCCUCAAACUCUACGUCAUGGAGAUCUCAGAUAACCCUGGCAAACAUGAACUUGGUGAACCGGAGUUUCGCUACGUAGCGGGGAUGCACGGGAACGAGGUUCUCGGCCGAGAGCUGGUCCUCAACCUCAUGCAGUUCUUGUGCAGACAAUACAAGAAGGGAAACCAGCGCGUGGUACGACUGGUCACUGAGACACGCAUUCACCUCCUGCCCUCCAUGAACCCUGAUGGUUAUGAAGUAGCUUAUGAGAAGGGCUCAGAACUGGCCGGCUGGGCUGAAGGACGCUACAGCUUUGAAGGAAUCGACCUGAAUCACAACUUUCCAGACCUGAACAACAUCAUGUGGGACACCCAGGAAAAAGCAGCUAAUCCAGCCAAAGUCCCCAACCACUACAUCCCCAUCCCACAAUACUACACCGAGGAAGACGCUACUGUUGCACCAGAGACCAGAGCGGUCAUCAGUUGGAUGCAGGACAUUCCCUUUGUGCUCGGUGCAAACCUCCACGGUGGAGAACUGGUGGUCACUUACCCCUACGACUGCACCCGUGACUGGGCGCCUCAGGAAAACACUCCCACAGCAGACGACGCUUUCUUCCGCUGGCUUUCCUCCGUCUACGCCUCCACUAACCUGGUGAUGGCCAACCCUGACCGACGCAUCUGCCACUACGAGGACUUCCAGUCACACAACAACAUCAUCAACGGCGGAGCCUGGCACACAGUCCCUGGCAGUAUGAACGACUUCAGUUACCUGCACACUAACUGCUUUGAAGUGACGGUGGAACUGUCCUGUGAUAAGUUCCCUCACGCCAGUCAGCUCCCGGUCGAGUGGGACAACAACAAAGAAUCUCUGCUGGUUUACAUGGAGCAGGUUCACAGAGGGAUCAAAGGUGUUGUCAGGGACAAGAUCAGCAAAAAGGGAAUUGCAGAUGCGAUAAUCAAAGUUGAGGAUCAUGAUCAUGACAUUCGAUCAGCUCCUGACGGUGACUACUGGCGUCUCCUGAACCCCGGUGACUACAGAGUGAUGGUUUGGGCACUGGGCUACUUACCGUCCAUGCGCACCUGCCACGUCGGGAUGGAAGCACAUCCCACUAUCUGUGACUUCACCCUCACCAAAACACCCAUGCAGGUGCUGAAGGACAUCCGAGCCAAAGGAGGGAAGAUCCCUCAGGACCUUCAGCUGCGUCUGCGAGCGCUGAGGCUCCGCAAGCUUCGAGCCAGCACCAAGGCCCUCAACCAGCGCAGGGAGAGUCAGCGGCUGCAGCGGCUGCAGAGGAGGGGAGCCCGGGACGCCCGGGGGGGGUGACGGGGCCUCACAGACGAGCUGGAUAACAAAGUGACGUGAUUCUACUGUGACGGCUAUUAAAGGGUCAGUCCAUCCAAUAUACAAAAACAUGUUUUUUUAUAACAAGGUAAUAAAAGAGAAGUGCUUUGUUUGGAUUUGCUGACCCUUUAAGACAAACGACUAAACAAAGAUAGUGAAGUUAACUGAUUAAAGAACACAUUCCUACAGGCAGGCAUCCUUUAUUAUUAAUGUCACUCAUCUGUUAUUUGUUUCCUUGAGGUUUUAAGUGUCAGCUGGUCUGAUCUGUUUUUUUAUUUGACUGAUGUCCAACAAAAGGACCAUAAACUCAAAUCAAAUGAAA